Messenger RNA from Lathyrus sativus (Indian pea), 768 nucleotides. The record is from the annotation of a GenBank genome assembly. NCBI's taxonomy places the organism in Eukaryota, Viridiplantae, Streptophyta, Magnoliopsida, Fabales, Fabaceae.
AUGCAAAAUAAUUAUGUAAGAAAUUAUCUUGUUGGUCAGCCAGGCUUGUUGUCUGGUGAGAAUGGUACUCGAAAUAAAGAGACAUGUUUGGCAAGAGAUAACUACGGAUCACAUGGAUAUGGCUUGCCGAGUGAUGCAUAUGAUGAAGUUCAAGAGAAUAAUGGAAUGCAACCCUACAUUCCCAAUGAAUCAAUUGACGCCAAAGCCAGUCAGCAGAACCAAGUCAACCAAGAAACGGAUGAGGCUCGUGAGGAAGACAUGGAAAUUGGAUACGAUGAAAUGCCAUCAACGCCAACUUACGAGGGUCUUGAACAAAGAUUUAUUGAUGAAAUCAUGAAAUUAGUUAGGGAGCGAAGUGAUAAAGAGGAUGCAGAAAUUUCUAGGCACAAGGAGAGAAUAGUUGAGAUUAACGAAGAGUUCCAAGAGAAAAUGUCUUCCCUGAGAGCUCAUCAAGAAACUCGGAGACAAGAGUUUCUUCAUAAGGAAUUGAAGGCAAGAUCAAACCAGUAUCAGGUUGGUAAAAGGAAUCACCAUCCCAACAUGAAGAUAGCAGAUGCUAAUGGCUAUUUAUGUCCAACAACAUUCACUGCUGGAGAAGCAACAAGUAGUAGCAGGUUUCAUGGUGCUACUGAGUAUUGUAAGUAUGUUGGAGAACCAACUGAGUGUGCGACAACAAUUUCAAAUGGGAUAAAAACUAGUCAAAGCAAUGAGACAAGGGUUCCAUUGCCCCCUGGUCGUGUUUAUAAUAACAAUUCUGUACAUAACUAG